Trichechus manatus latirostris (Florida manatee) is the source of this 3998-nucleotide messenger RNA. It is a transcript of the gene SLC25A25, whose product is annotated as solute carrier family 25 member 25. The record is from RefSeq and is a predicted model, not a curated record. Lineage: Eukaryota; Metazoa; Chordata; Mammalia; Sirenia; Trichechidae. Gene Ontology annotation, molecular function: ATP transmembrane transporter activity; calcium ion binding. The coding region runs from base 538 to 2007 and encodes 489 amino acids. Gene Ontology annotation, cellular component: mitochondrial inner membrane. Gene Ontology annotation, biological process: ATP transport; transmembrane transport; ADP transport. The transcript has 10 exons.
GUGCGCCUGUGAUUGGAGGGAUGCUGCCGGUCGAAAUAAUGAACACGGUAGUGUCGGCAGAGGUGAUUGGCCGGGCCCUGCUGCAGUGAGAAUGCAGCCUGGAUGCUUGGGUCUUCGGCCUGGGUGAUGAUCAUUAGUUGAGGACAGCUGAAUAAUUGGGAGCUCGAAGUUGCUGCUGCUAUCGGAGAGGUCUGUUUGGCUAUUGCUUUUUCCUUUUUUUUUUUUUUUUUUAAGCCAAACAUUUGAUCAUCAUCCACCUGCAGAAGUGAGUUUUUAUUGAAAAAGCUGCAGCUGCUGUCUCCUUAUUGCCAGCUACCGGGCGAGGCUCAUAGAGGGAGCUGCUUCUCAGGCCAGGCACGACAGCAGUGCUAGCAAAUUUGAAAGAGCAGGCAACAGCCAUUGCAUGCAGAGUCUCCAGCCUUAGAACACCCCAGGCUAGCCUUCCAAACGCUGGGUAGCCAUAGACCCUUGGUGUUGUGGUCACGUCCCUCCUCCAAAGUGAACAGUCACCACCGGCGGCGUUUGGAGGGAGCCGUGAUGUUGCAGAUGCUGUGGCAUUUUCUGUCUAGCUUUUUCCCUAGGGCUGGGUGCCAUGGCUCCAGAGAGGGGACAGAUAAUGAAGUCAGAGGCACCCAAGCUCCUGCUCAGGGAGACCAGGUGUCGAGCUUUUUGGGGAAACAAAAUGGAAGGGCUGAGGCCACGGACAAGAGAUCCACCAUUUUGCUGGUGGUCGGACCUGCAGAGCAGUUUCCUAAGAAAAUUGUACAAGCUGGAGAUAAGGACCUUGAUGGGCAGCUAGACUUUGAAGAGUUUGUCCAUUAUCUCCAAGAUCACGAGAAGAAACUGCGGCUGGUGUUUAAGAGUUUGGACAAAAAGAACGAUGGACGCAUCGACGCUCAGGAGAUCAUGCAGUCCCUACGGGACCUGGGUGUCAAGAUAUCUGAGCAGCAGGCAGAAAAAAUUCUCAAGAGCAUGGAUAAAAACGGCACAAUGACCAUCGACUGGAAUGAGUGGAGAGACUACCACCUUCUGCACCCCGUUGAAAACAUCCCCGAGAUCAUCCUGUACUGGAAGCAUUCCACGAUCUUUGAUGUGGGUGAGAACCUGACAGUCCCUGAUGAGUUCACAGUGGAGGAAAGGCAGACGGGCAUGUGGUGGAGACACCUCGUGGCAGGAGGCGGGGCAGGGGCUGUAUCCAGAACGUGCACGGCUCCCCUGGACAGACUCAAGGUGCUCAUGCAGGUCCAUGCCUCCCGCAGCAACAACAUGUGCAUCAUUGGUGGAUUCACCCAGAUGAUUCGAGAGGGAGGGGCCAGAUCGCUCUGGCGGGGCAAUGGCAUCAACGUCCUCAAAAUUGCCCCUGAGUCGGCCAUCAAAUUCAUGGCAUAUGAGCAGAUCAAGCGCCUUGUCGGUAGUGACCAGGAGACUUUGAGGAUUCACGAGAGGCUUGUGGCAGGGUCCUUGGCAGGUGCCAUUGCCCAGAGCAGCAUCUACCCCAUGGAGGUUCUGAAGACCCGGAUGGCCCUGCGAAAGACAGGCCAGUACUCGGGCAUGCUGGACUGUGCCAGGAAGAUCCUGGCCAAGGAGGGGAUAGCCGCCUUCUACAAAGGCUACGUCCCCAACAUGCUAGGGAUCAUCCCCUACGCCGGGAUAGACCUAGCUGUCUAUGAGACGCUCAAGAAUGCCUGGCUGCAGCGCUAUGCUGUAAACAGCGCAGACCCCGGUGUGUUUGUGCUCCUGGCCUGUGGCACCAUGUCUAGCACCUGUGGACAGCUGGCAAGUUACCCACUGGCCCUGGUCAGGACCCGGAUGCAGGCGCAAGCUUCCAUUGAGGGCGCGCCAGCGGUGACCAUGAGUAGCCUCUUCAAACAGAUCCUGCGGACCGAGGGGGCCUUUGGCCUGUACCGAGGGCUGGCCCCCAACUUCAUGAAGGUGAUCCCCGCCGUGAGCAUCAGCUACGUGGUAUACGAGAACCUGAAGAUCACCCUGGGUGUGCAGUCACGGUGACGGGACGGAGGGCGGCCCUCCCGGCAGACUCGCUGAUCCUGGGCCUGCAGCCCCAGGACGUGUAGCCAUCUCAUUCUGUGAAUGUGCCAACACUAAGCUGACCGAAGCCAAGCUGUGAAACCCUGGGAUGUGCCCGCAGGGAGGGAGAGCUGGCAUGCCCACCGGGCUUGCCCUGCUGACCCCGGCCGAUCCUCACAUCGAUUCCAGGGGAGACCCGUGGGUAUUCCUCAGGGUCCAGGGGUCAGCAGGAUCCAGGCUCUUACGCACAGAGACGGGGACGUUUCCUUCCGUGCCUGCCAAAUAGCAGAGCUCGGAGAUGGCUUAGUUCUUCCACGUUGCCCCGGCAGCCAGACCAUCAGCGCAAGCCUUUGCCCUCCGGCCUGCUGAGCGCGUUCCCCUUACCCAUGUGCUUCCUUCCUCUCUGCUGUUUUAGUGUGGUAGGAGGAGGGCUACCUGCCCGCUCCCACCCUCUCCUUGUCUCUCUCCCACAAUCCUGUGGUGAAAGGGAUUUCACUUGACUUCACAAACCUUACUUCCCCAGCCUCAGUGUUCAUGCUGACAUGGUCAUGCAGGGAAGCGGGGGGAAGAGUCUAGCUUUUUUGCUCACCCUCAUCUGAGCUCACAGCAGACAGGCCCCGGAUGUCACGUGCAUGCAGGGGUGGCCAGGCCAAGUCCCGCCUGUUUGCUGCCUGCCAUCAUGGUGCAUGGCUUCCUGCAAGGCUGGUGCCGGCGCCUGGAACCCAGAGGCUCUGCUCCCUGCUUGGGGUCUCAUGGCGCUCUGAGCUGGCCCCAGUCUCUGUCAGAACUGGUACCAGCUCAGAAGCAAACUCACUGUCCCUGCUCUGUGGCAUGAGGACAAUGGGGGACAGUGUUUCAGGGGAAAGGCAUAUCUGCCCCACAUCUUCAUCCCCUGGUGAGAGAAAGAGAAGGUGUUAAAGGCCUUAAUUAUGUAUUGUUGGGAAAAGGGUUUUGUUCAGAAAGACAAGCUGGACAAAUGUGCGAGUUUUUUGCUUCCAGAGAGAAGACAAAGGGAGUAGACAGAGUUCUGCUAAUGCAUUAAAGUCUGUUUCUGAUGCCCCAGGGGAUUUAUGUCCAAUCCCAACUCGGGCAAAGUGGGACCAACCUCACAUUCCACUGACGCAACGUGUCACACUGCUUGGAGCCUAUUUAUUUUGUAUUUAUUUGAACAGAGUUAUGUCCUAACUAUUUUUAUAGAUGUGUUUAAUUAAUAGCCUGUCAUUCUCCGUUUCUUUUUGUAUUCAUAUUUAUGUUCAUGGUUGAUUGUACUUUCUCGACACCAUGUGGUGGGGGUUGGGAGAGGAAAGGAUGGAUGGGCCUGGGAGAUACCCUGCCCGCUGCCCGUGGUUAUGUCACGUCUGUCCAAAGAAAUCCAAGAAAUUCCUCUUGAAGUGGAGGUGGAGAAGAAAGGACAGAAGGGCGGAGAGGCUUGUCCUUUGGCAGUCAGAGCUGGGCCUGCACUGCUCGGGAGCUUCCUGUUACGUGUGUCCCGGAAGGAAUGAGUGCAGGAAACCUUAGAAUCUGAGGGCCUGAAAAAGCGUGUUUGAUUGGGGCUGGGAAGAUUGGGAGAAAUCCUGAGGACCUUGAAGAUGGAAGUCCAAAUCAUUUCCUGGACUGAGAGGAUUUUGUUAUUUCACCCGUUUUGAAUCAAAAAGCAAUGAGGUGCCUCUCACUGUGGGUUUGUUGUGAAUGGGUAGGUGCUAGAAGGGAGGGUGACCGGCCCCCCACCUCCUUUGAUACAGUGGGCUCACUCCCUCCCAGCCCUCUGCUGCCCCGCUUGAUAUGCUGGUCAGCUUGCAACUGCACAGUUGCCCUCCAUUCCACCAGAAUGGCCUAAUGAGGAAAAUUUAAAUAGGAUGCAAAGAUCAAUGCAAAAAUCGUUAUACAUAAAUAUAUAUAGUUAUAACUGGAAUUUGUCAAAGAGCAAAUUAAGAAAGAAUUGGAAGUUGUCAUUUAAAACAGCCUUCUAAUAA